UUUUAGUAAUCCAAAGCACAGUUGAAUUUUCGACUUUGAAAGCAAACUUUGAAGCAAUCGACGGGGAACAAAGUAAAAAAAAAAAGAUAACUUGGCUUUUUUUUUUCCUGUGUUUAUUAAAAAAUAUAUUAACGAUGAAAGUUGGUUUUUUAAAAAUAUCAUUGACAAUAUUACUGUCAUUAUGUACAGCUGUAAAUUGUUACAAAAUAUUGGGUGUAUUUCCGUUAAAUUCAAAAAGUCAUUUUACUGUAUUUGAAGUAUUAAUGAAGACUCUUGCUGAUCGAGGACAUCAAGUUGAUGUUGUUAGUUCAUUUCCACUCAAACAAACUUAUAAUAAUUAUCAUGAUAUUAUUGAAUUAACUCCAACAUAUCCAUCUCUUGUGAAUAAUAUUACUUAUGAUGAUAUACAUAAUAAAAUGGGAUCACUUAUUAGCAUGGUUAAAACUCAACGAGGUAACGAUGUAUGUCAUGCACUUGGAAAUUUAAAUCUCAUGAAAAUUAUUAAUAAUCCAACAUCUGAUGUAUCAUAUGAUGUUGUUAUAACUGAAAUGUUUAUUGCAAAUUGUUUUGUGGUUAUUGGACAUUUAUUAAAAGUACCAGUUGUUGGUGUUAGUACAUAUGGUAGACUUCCAUGGGUUUAUGAUAUAAUGGGUAAUCCUGAAUACACUGAUUUUAUAACAAAUGAAAUAACUGGAGAAUUUUAUCCUGGAUUUUGGAAUAGAAUGGUAUCAUUUAUUGGAAAUACUUAUGAAAAAUUGAGCUUUUAUCAUAAAACUAAAGAACAAGAUUCUAUAUUGACAAAAUAUUUUGGUAAAAAUAUACCAAAAGUUAGAGAAUUAGAGUCAAGUGUUGCUUUGACAUUGACUAAUUCACAUUUUAUUAGUCAUGGAAUGGCACCACUUGUUCCAGGAUUAAUUGAAGUUGGAGGAAUGCAUAUUGUUGAUAAACACAUUGAUCCACUAUUUAUCGACAUUGCUGAAUUUUUAGACACAAGUCAACAUGGAGUUGUUUAUGUUAAUCUUGGUGAAGAUGUUUUAUUUGAAACUUUUCCCAAGCAUAUUGUCAAUGCUUUUUAUUCAGCAUUUGAAAAAAUAAAUCCAAUAAGAGUACUUAUGAGAGUACGUGAUUUUGAUGCAUUACCAGAAGGUAUACCAACAAAUGUCGUGGUACUUCCUUAUGUACAACAAUACAGAGUACUUCAACAUCCAAAUGUUAGAGCUUUUAUAACACAUGGAGGAUUAUUGAGUGUUCAAGAAGCAAUGUCAACUGGUACAGCUAUGGUUGGUAUUCCACUUUGGGGUGAUCAUUUUGAGAAUGUUGAUAUUGUUGUCAAACAUAAUAUGGGUUUACGAGUUGAUCUUCAUUCGAUUACUGAAAAUUCUCUUGGGCUUGCGCUCAAUACAACACUCAGAAAUUCAACAUACAGAGAUAAUGCUCGUAAAAUGAAAAACAAAUUCUUUGAUAGACCAGAAGUACCAGUUGACACUGCUUGUUACUGGAUCGAAUAUGUCGUCAAGCAUGGAUCAAAUUCUUUGAAAUAUCAUAUGAUGAAAUUAUCAUUAUUCCAAUCACUUUAUUUUGAUGUAUUUAGUUUCUUUACUUUAAUUAUUCUUACAGUGAUUUUCUUCUUCAUGUUGUUUAUUAACUUUAUGAUGAUGAAAUUCGUUGGAAAACUUAGAAGUCAGCCAAAGUCUAAAAAAUUGUUAUUGCUUUGUAUUAUUAAAUUAGAUAUUUGUGUAGGUUACAGAAUAUUAGGUAUAUUUCCAAUAAAUGUUAAAAGUCAUAUGAUGAUGUUUGAACAAUUAAUGAAAGGUUUGGCAUUACGUGGACAUCAAGUUGAUGUUGUCAGUACAUUUCGUCAAAAAACACCAAUACCAAAUUAUUCUGAUAUAAUAUUACCAUCAGUACUACCAAAAGUUGUUAAUAAUAAAAGUUAUGCUGAUUUAGAAAGAUCAACUGAUAAUAAUAAUAUGGUUUAUGGUGUAACAACUAAAUUUGGUAAUUUUAAUUGUGAAAAAGGUCUUCAUGAUCCACAGCUACAAAAAAUCAUUAAUGAUCCACCUGGUAAUCCACCUUAUGAUUUAGUUAUUGUUGAGAUUUUUGCUGCACAUUGUUUCAUGGCAUUUGGACAUCACUUGAAUAUUCCAGUUAUUGGUAUAUCAUCAUCUACUUUGUAUCCAUGGGGUCAUGAUAUGAUUGGUAAUCCAGAAAAUUUAGCAUUUUCAACAAAUAAUUUAUGGGGUUAUGCUGAAAAAUUAACAUUUUCAUAUCGUUUUUAUAAUGUUUUACAUACAUUUUAUUAUAAAUAUUUUUUUAAUUAUUAUACAUCACAACAAACUGAUAUUAUUAAAAAACAUUUUGGUGAAAAUACACCAAAUAUCAGAGAAUUAGAAAAAAAUUUGGCUCUUAUAUUGACAAAUUCACAUCCAGCAUUACAAGGUGCUAAACCUCAUGCACCAGCACUCAUUGAAGUUGGUGGACUUCAUGUACAAGAUGAUGGUCCAGAAAUAUCAAAAGAGGAUAAAAAAUGGCUGGAUGAAAGUACUAAUGGAUUUGUUUAUUUUACAUUUGGAUCAAUGGUUAUGAUUGAAUCAUUUCCAUUGAGUUCAAUUCAUGCAUUUUAUAAAUCUUUUGCUAAAAUAGCACCAAUAAGAAUACUCAUGAAAGCUCCACAAACUGAAAAAUUACCUCCAGGACUUCCUGAUAAUGUUCGUACCUUUUCCUGGACAUCACAGAUCAAAGUUCUCAAACAUAAAAAUAUCAGAGCAUUUAUAACUCAUGGAGGACUAAUGGGAAGCCAAGAAGCAAUUACCUAUGCAGUACCAAUGAUUGGUAUUCCACUUUUUGCUGAACAAUUUGCAAAUGUAAAUUUAUUUGUUGAAAAAAAAAUUGCCAUAAGACUAGACUACCAGGAUAUUACAGAAGAAAAAAUGGAUUUUGCUUUAAAAGAAAUCCUCUAUAAUCCCAUGUACAAAAAUAAAGUUAAAGAACUGUCUGUAAAAUUUUUGGAUCGACCAUUAAGUGCUCUGGAUACUGCUUGUUACUGGGUUGAAUAUAUUGGAAGACAUGGAAAUGAUGCACUCAGAUCACCAUCAUUGGAUUAUUCAUGGUGGCAACUACAACUUCUAGAUGUUUAUGUUGCAAUUUUUAUUAUCAUUUUAUUAUUAAUCAGUCUUUUGUUUAUUAUUAUUGAUUUUAUAACUAAAAUUUUAUGCAAAAAAUUAAAA
Molecule: messenger RNA, 3227 nt
Organism: Aphidius gifuensis
Lineage: Eukaryota; Metazoa; Arthropoda; Insecta; Hymenoptera; Braconidae
Product: UDP-glycosyltransferase UGT5-like
Exons: 10
Molecular function (GO): UDP-glycosyltransferase activity
Source: RefSeq, a predicted model, not a curated record